Pogonomyrmex barbatus (red harvester ant) is the source of this 1788-nucleotide messenger RNA. Its product is annotated as solute carrier family 35 member E3-like. NCBI's taxonomy places the organism in Eukaryota, Metazoa, Arthropoda, Insecta, Hymenoptera, Formicidae. The record is from RefSeq and is a predicted model, not a curated record.
UUGGAUAAAAAGGGUUGUAUUAUAUUGGAUAAAAUUCAUCUACAGUUUGGAUUAGAUUAGAUUGAGAUUUAACUUGAAUUGAGAUUAAACUUUUUUUUAAAUUUGCUUAUCGCUGCAUUGGACUACAUUAAAAUUUUUUUUCUCGCUUUCACCAAACUUAGAACAUAUAUCUAUUUUAUUUUAACUAACAAGUACUUUUAACUAACAAGUAUGCUAGUUUAAAACUAUAAAAAAAACAAAUCUAUAGACUUUACGGGCAUUUGCCGGAACAAGUCACGUGGUCAUUACCUGCAGUAGCGUUUGUGUGAUGGUUUAUGAUCUCGAUCAUGAUCAGUUAUCUGAAAUGUUAAACAAUGUUGAAUGAUCAUCAAACCGAUAUUUCAGGCAUUCAAAUAUGGCAUGUUAUUCGAUAUGUGCGAAUUGCGUGAUUGUCAAAUGGCGAAAUAAACGAAUGUAAAUGGAACGAUCAUAGCAUUGUUGUUAAUGGUCCUUUAAUUAGGAUCUCUGUUGCAGUCGGCUAGAAUUCGUGUACGUGCCUCGUUACGAGAUGUAAUCUAUCAUUCUCAACGUCGUUCAUUAAUGUUGUUACGUUAAUGAAAUUUCUAAUUUUCAACGGUGGCAUAUUUUUGAAAAAGGAAAACAAAAAUGAAUAAAAAAGCAAUCACUGCGUUCUACCUGAUACUUAACAUUGCCUUCUCCAUCAUAAUCGUGCUGCUGAACAAAUGGCUCUAUAUUCAUACUCACUUUCCGAACAUCACAUUAUCUAUGAUACACUUUGUUAUGACGUUUAUUGGCUUGAUAAUCUGUGAGAAGUUAGAUGUCUUUUGCAUCAAGGAUAUUGACAUCAAAGAGAUGGUAUUAAUAGCCAUGACCUUCUGUGGAUUCGUCGUUCUGACAAAUUUAAGUCUAGCUCAUAACACGGUUGGCACCUAUCAGGUGGCGAAAAUGCUAACGACACCCUGUGUAAUAAUGAUGCAGAUGAUAUUUUAUAGAAAGCGUUUUGGUAUACUUGUUAAGCUAACAUUGAUACCAAUCACACUAGGAGUCAUAAUCAAUUUUUAUUAUGAUAUACAAUUCAAUAUCAUUGGAACCAUCUAUGCCACGUUGGGAGUACUUGUUACAUCUCUGUAUCAAGUUAUGAUAAACAGAAAGCAGAAGGAAUUUCAAAUAGAUCCAAUGCAGUUGUUAUUUUAUCAAGCACCACUAUCCGCUGUUAUGCUCUUGAUUGUUGUCCCGAUCUUGGAGCCAGUUGGACAGACAUUCACACACAAUUGGUCACUAUUGGACAUAAUCAUGGUGAUACUGUCAGGCAUGGUUGCAUUUUUUGUCAAUUUAACUUCCUACUGGAUUAUAGGAAAGACUUCGCCUUUGACAUAUAAUAUGGUUGGACAUUCCAAAUUUUGCCUUCUUCUAUUGGGAGGUUCGUUACUUUUCCACGAAACGUUAGCGAUAAAUCAAGUCAUUGGCAUAACGCUGACGCUGGUGGGAAUUAUAUUAUAUGCUCACGUUAAGAUGAAAGACAACCAGAUUGUAGUACCGGAGUUUCAAGUCAGGGAAACGAAACCUCUAUAUAAAGUAUGAUUUUGUUUUAAAAGAGAUAGAAUCAAAGGAACGAAAUAAUUCGCAGUACUUAUAAUAACGUAUAAGUUUUGUAAGCUUUUCCGAAGUCUUGCAAAAUAAAAACAUUUUAUUUAUUAUUCCCGAACUUAUUCUGAAAGUUCCUCAUUCUGGAAAGUCAAGUUAUGAUAAUUGCGCCGAUUAUAUAUCGAUAACAUUAUUAAAUAUUAA